AUGAAAUUAUCAGCCCUACUAUUGGAACCAGGGCUGUCUUGGAUGCGAGCAGCUCCUGUUGGCCUCUUCGUUAUUUCAUCCCUCUUUGUUUGUCUUUCAGUCUUGUUUCUCCGGCGGAGUCGGCCAUCCAAACUCAAUCUUCCCGUAUUUGAAGUUCAGGAUGAAGUCGUCAAGACCAUCGAAGAAGCGCAUAAAAAGCAUCCCGAUUCACCCUUUGUACUUUCACUCGUGGGGAUGGAGAUGGUCAUUUUACCCCGAUCCAGCAUCGAUCUGAUCAAAGGUCUCCCAGAGACGCAUGUCUCAAUCAAGAAACACCAUCAUGAUGUCUUUCUCGGCGAAUAUACCUACAUGGGCACAAAAACGGAGGAAUUCGAUGCUGCCAUGCGCUACGACCUCACUCGCAACACACCGACGGUCCUAGCCUCAUUUAAUGCAGAGGUGCGCCACGCACUCGACGACAGCCUUGGUUCUUGCCAGAGCUGGACUUCAUUAAAGCCUCGCGCAGCCAUGUGUCGGGUUACUUCCCUCAUGUCCGGUCGCGCUUUUGUCGGAGUGCCGUUAAGUCACGACGAGGAAUGGGUGGAGGCGACAGUCAAUUACACGGGUAAUGUCACCAAAGCCUGGUUGGUCUUGCGCACAAUAAAUCAGUUCGUCCGGCCAAUUGUUGCUCCAUUCCUGCCGGAGGUCAAAGCACUCAUGCGCAUGCGUGAGAUGACAUCGACUAAAAUGGCGCCGCUGCUGGAGAAGACGGCACGGGGAGAGGGUAAGGGCAAGGACACCGAUACUCCGGGAGGUGAUAUGAUCCGUUGGUUCCAAGGGCGAUACGAAACCAAAGCAUCGCCACGUGAGUUGGCGAGAGAUCAGCUCCUGGCAACCUUUGCCUCAAUCUACAAUCUCUCAAAUGCAUUGACCUAUCUGAUGUUCGACCUCGCGAGUUAUCCGGAAUUCAUCGAACCGCUGCGACAGGAGCUGGACGAGGUCCUUGGUGACCAAGAGACUAUUGAUAAGGACCGUCUGCAGCGACUUAAAAAACUAGACAGCUUUGUGCGAGAAUCCCAACGCCAUAGCCCUCCCUCACUAGCCAAUAUGCCCAGAAUCGUCACCCACCCCAAUGGACUCCGCCUUCCGACGGGCCAUCAUCUACCCCAAGGCACGCGAAUAAUGGUGCGGGCCCACACACUCAACAUGGACCCCGAGUUAUACCCAGAUCCCACGCGAUUCGAUGCGUUCCGGUUCUCCCGACUACGCGAAAUCCCCGGCAGCGAGUUCAAAUACCAACAUGUCACCACAGGGACCGACAACAUCAACUUCGGUCAUGGUAUUUGGGCCUGUCCGGGACGUUUCUUUGCCAGUAGCCAAAUGAAAGUGGUGGUAGCGCAUCUCCUCCGUAAUUAUGACAUCAAACUUCCAGAAGGCAAGCCGAAGCCUAAGCAGCAGCAUUAUGGACUGGCAAUUCUGCCGGAUGCAACUGCUGAAGUUCUUCUGAAAUCACGGACAUAG
Messenger RNA from Penicillium longicatenatum, 1500 nucleotides. It is a transcript of the gene gliF, whose product is annotated as cytochrome P450 monooxygenase gliF. Bases 1 to 1500 code for a protein of 499 amino acids. Gene Ontology annotation, molecular function: monooxygenase activity; heme binding; oxidoreductase activity, acting on paired donors, with incorporation or reduction of molecular oxygen. Lineage: Eukaryota; Fungi; Ascomycota; Eurotiomycetes; Eurotiales; Aspergillaceae. The record is from RefSeq and is a predicted model, not a curated record. The transcript has 4 exons.